Molecule: messenger RNA, 2122 nt
Organism: Amphibalanus amphitrite
Lineage: Eukaryota; Metazoa; Arthropoda; Thecostraca; Balanomorpha; Balanidae
Product: basic proline-rich protein-like
Exons: 4
Source: RefSeq, a predicted model, not a curated record
GUCGCAGCCACGAGCGGUCUCAGUCGGACACCCUGCCCGUCGACCUGAACCCCGAGAGCAGCAGUGUGACCAGCAUGCCGCUCAGAAAGUCGCACAACAGCGUGUCAUCCGUGUCUUCGAGCGAGGCCGGCGCCGUGGGACCGGGCUACCCGCCGCACCACUAUGACCCGCCACGGUUUGAUUCGCCCGGCCCCGGCGGGGCAGUGGCGGCCGCUGGGGAUCUGUUUGCGUCGCCAAUGAGACACUACAUGUAUCUGCCCAAACAGGGUCCGGGCGGAGCGCACGGCCGGCCACCCCCGCCUCCUCCGCUAGGCGCCGCCUACAUCCCGCCUCCGCCGGCGCCGCGGCCGCGCCCGCCGCCCGGGGCGGGUGCCAGCGGCGGGCGGGAGUCCCGCCGGCGGGGCCCCGGCCGCCCGCCGCGUGCCCCCCAUGGCGCUCUGGCGGCGGCAGCAGCGGUCGGGAGACAUCCUGACUCGGAUCUAGAUGAUGACGAUGAGGACCAGGUAUCGGCUGUGUGAGGGUCUCUGCCGGCCUGUCACGUGUCAAGCCAAAGAAACAACGCCCUCGCCAUCGCGGAGCGCCGCAAUGUACCCGGUGAAGGCAGUCCUAGUGAAAAAGUGAGCCGUACACCCCUCCGUUGCCGUCAAUGCGUCUAUUCCGUCGUCGCUGCGUCGAUUUCGUCGAUAUCGAUGCGUCGUGUCGGUAGAUUCCGAUGCCAAUCGGCGAGCUAUCUCGAAAGUCGCCGGGUUUGUCGAGAUGCGCCGCCCGCCGGCUGAUGAUGUAUUCGUCGUGGUGGUCGGGAUAAGGCAGGACUAGGAUUUGUCGAAACUGGCCAGAAAUCUCAAAACGGCGGCCCGAGGGAUAUGUGUGAGACUUUGAGACAUGUCAGCGUGUCUCGAGAUUGAUUAUCCGUCUUCAAAGGGUGGCCAACUAUCUAGGUGUUGAGCGUAGUGGUUCUCUACAUUGAUGUUCGUGGAUGUCUAGGAGCUAAGUCUCCCUGCCCUGGAGUUGUCUGCUCCUAAGGAGUGUCCUUUUCUGGGGCGACUGGAGACAAGAGCCGCGGUUUGCUGGUUUAUCCUGAGAGCUCUCUGCUCGGUGCCCCAAUAGUGUAUUUAUUGUGUUGUUCGCGCUCGCACGCGAGCAACUAGCUUGAGAACAACGGGGUCGGAGGCUGGCUGGGCUCUCCAGAGCAGGCCGCCGCGCGUCCACACUUCACGCAGAGCAAUCAACUCAAUAUUUUGUGUCAAGUAUUUUUGUAUAUUCACGUUUGUUUGCACGUGAGCAAGUGUCAGUUGUAGUUAGAGGCGAAAUCCGCCGGUGGUAUCGUGGUAAAUGCGCCCUUAUGGUUGUUUUCUGUCCGAACCCGGCCGAUUUUGGCGCGCUGGGUGGCCGUAGGUGUUCAAGGAAGUCGGUUAAAGCGCGCCAAUUUGAGGAGCUAACGUACAAAGACGCGGGAUAAUGCGCAGCAAUCGUCUCGCUCUGCCGGCUGGCUGACAGACUGACGGGGCUGGUGAAAAAGGUCCUUUAUAUGUUUUAUUGUCGUCGUCUACUGUAGCAGUGUUCCUGAGCAAGUCUUGACGCUGUCGACUAGAAAUCUAAUACGUUGAUCUUUCCAUUCUCACUGUAUCUUCUGGUUCGCUUUCUGCGUGUUUUGCUUUCCGCUGUGAUGUCGCUUUUGGCUCCCUGGGUCCCCGUCCUUUUUGUAAGAACUGAAACAAGUGCUUUCUGCCUGGAGAUCUGACGUGCGCCGUCUUCCCUCUCGCUAUCUUGCAGAUCUUUGAUCGGACAGAUCCUAACAUAUCAUUCAUAUCCUCCAACCUCCCCCCCCCCCCGUUUUGUGUGAGAAGAAUCGACGAAUUCCGUGAGAGAAAGCCUGUCCAGGCGGUGUUGCGCUCUUUUUGACAAUUUUUAGCUGCGUCAACUCGUGUGAGAUUGACAUCAUUCCUGUACGCUGAGAUUAGACAGUAAAGUGCGACAUCCUGUGAUGACUGAUGUGUGAUGGAUGUUGUGACGUAAUGACGUGACGUCAGGUGUGUCCGAUGUGAUGUAUGAGUUGUCCGGGGACCGGAAGAUGUGUAGGUGCAUAGCUCGGUCUCUUCACAAUACAGCCAACAUUGUGUCA